This is a messenger RNA of Vicia villosa (hairy vetch), 630 nucleotides long. Its product is annotated as protein FAR1-RELATED SEQUENCE 5-like. The record is from RefSeq and is a predicted model, not a curated record. The coding region runs from base 1 to 630 and encodes 209 amino acids. NCBI's taxonomy places the organism in Eukaryota, Viridiplantae, Streptophyta, Magnoliopsida, Fabales, Fabaceae. The transcript has a single exon.
AUGCAUAAUCAUGGAUUGGAUGACAAGUUAUUAGGUCAUUCCAUUGUAUUUUGCCUUGUUCCGGAGGAUAAGGAACUUGUUUCAGACAUGACAUUAAACAUGGUGGCGCCGAAAAACAUACUCGUGUAUUUGAAACAGAAAAAUACUUUAAAUGUUUCAAAUAUCAAGCAAAUAUACAAGGUUCGUGCUCAAGACAACAAGGCGAUAAGAGGGCCAAGAUCUAAGAUGCAACAACUGUUGAAGCUUUUGGAAGAUGACAAAUAUGUUUCGAGGUACAUAGUUUGUGAUGAUAAAGUCACAGUUCGAGAUAUAUUUUGGAGUCAUCCUGAUUCCGUGAAGAUAUUCAACACCUUUUCCUUCGUGCUCAUAUAUGACUCAACAUACAAAGCAAACAAGUAUAGACUUCCCCUCUUGGAAAUUGUUGGUGUCACUUCUACAAAGAUGACUUAUUCAGUCAGUUUUGAAUUUUCGAAAUCCGAAAAAGAAGACAACAUUACAUGGGUUUUGGGAAUAUGCAAGACUAUGUUAAAGGACCAAGAAAAUAUGCCACAAGUCAUAAUCACCGAUCAUGACAUCACACUGAUGAAUUCGGUUUCAACGAUGUUUCCUAAUUCUUUCGCCUCUUUGUAA